AUGGUGGCGAUUACGGCUACGUACCACCGGGGAAUCGAAAUUCCGGUUUGGUUCAACGUCCAAUGUGGUGGUAAACCACGCCUCUCGGGCCGCACCGGAGAAUUUGGUGCAGCAACAUCCGAUGAUCGUGGCUGCCUGCCCUCGGGGACCAUUGAAACUCUCCCUAUGUUGAAGGACGUUCCAGUGUCCGAACGCCAAAACUUGUUUUUGAGGAAAUUGCAAAUUUGUUGCUUCCAAUUAAAUUUUUUUGGAAAUACUGAAAAUGCAUCUCAUGAAAAUACAGGUUCAGAAAAUAUGGAGCCGGAAGAGGAGGAUCCAUAUCUGGAGCCCUCAUGGCCACAUUUACAGCUUGUGUAUGAGUUGCUUAUGCGGUAUGUUGUGUCCUCUGAUACGGAUACGAAGGUUGCCAAGCGGUAUGUUGAUCAUUCAUUUGUGUUAAAGCUACUUGAUUUGUUUGAUUCUGAGGACCCCAGAGAACGGGAAUAUUUGAAAACUAUUCUUCACCGAAUUUAUGGGAAGUUCAUGCAGCUGUCGUAUUGCAUUACUCAGUUUGUUGAAAAGGACUACAAGUUGGCGGAUACUGUAAUAAGAGAAGGAAGUUCUCUUCUAGGGGAACUUGAAGAAGUGCUGGAGGCAACUCAGGCUGCUGAAUUUCAGCGCUGCAUGGUACCUCUUUUCAGACAGAUAGCUCGUUGCCUUAGUAGCUCUCACUUUCAGGUUGCAGAAAGAGCCCUCUUUCUGUGGAAUAAUGAGCAUAUUGUGAGCUUGAUUGCCCAGAACAGAAAUGUCAUAUUACCAAUCAUUUUUGAGUCACUGGAGAAGAAUAUUCAGUCACAUUGGAACCAGGCAGUUCAUGGUCUCACUGUUAAUGUUCGAAAAAUGUUUUUGGAAAUGGAUACCGAGUUGUUUGAGGAGUGCCAGAGGCAGUAUGCAGAGAAAGAGGCCAAGGCCAAAGAGUUGGAGGAGCAGCGGGAAUUAAAAUGGCAGAGAUUGGCAGCUGCUGCAACACUAGGAGGCUGA
Messenger RNA from Ilex paraguariensis (yerba mate), 1020 nucleotides. Lineage: Eukaryota; Viridiplantae; Streptophyta; Magnoliopsida; Aquifoliales; Aquifoliaceae. The record is from the annotation of a GenBank genome assembly.